Molecule: messenger RNA, 1511 nt
Organism: Moneuplotes crassus
Lineage: Eukaryota; Ciliophora; Spirotrichea; Euplotida; Euplotidae
Source: the annotation of a GenBank genome assembly
UUAACAGAUCUCAGAUCGAUUAUCACCGCAUCUCUAAAAUCCAGUAAUUCAAGCGUGGAGAGAGUUGGUAAAGAAAGCAAGAAAGCGAGAAUUUGCAAGAACAAGCAAUGUAACGUCUAAAAGGUUUAAACUCGAGGAGGAUAAAGAGGAAGAGAAAGCACCGUCAACGAGGUUCCAGCCUACCAGGAAUUUGAGAAAGAGAAAGAAACCUGCUAUUAAAGAUGCCUCAAGUGUUACGUCAAAUGAAGAAUCAGAUGAAUCAUUUUCUGAGUCUGGAAAAUAAGCGCAAAAGAAAAAAUUCUGCACAAAUCAACGUUCUACUCGAGCACUUCUCAAACAAUCCAGAAUGGAGUCGUCCUGCGAUUCAGAAUGCCGCUAAUGAAGCUGGAUUAAGUUAUAGUCAGGCUUACAAGUGGGGUUGGGAUCGAAAGAAUAAAUCUGAUCUCUCUGAGAACUUUAAUAAGCCUUCUAAAGACGAGUUUGGAGGCUAUUCGAAACAUUACUUCACUAAUCAGGGAGACCCCAUUGCCCAGGUUAUCGGCAAAAAUUUAGAUGUGGAGGUUGAGAAGCUAUUCAAUAACCAGACGCCAAGCAGGGGAGAGGAGAAAUCAGUAAUGAUGGAGAAAACUCCAAAGAAUAAAAAGGAGAGAAAGUUAACAGAGAAAGUUAGAGGAGAAUACACAGAGAGCCCUCGUAUUUUACCAUCUAAACUUUGCCAACCAAUUUCUCUCUACCAAGACUGAGCAGCAGUAGUACGAAGAGAGACUCAGAUGCAAACACCCAAUCUCCUUGAACCCCAGGAAGAAGACCUCGUUACCCUGACAAAGCCCAUACGCGAUUCAGAAUGUGGCACUGUACAAGUAACUAAUAAUCUGUUCCUCGAUACAAGCGCCAAUUUUAGAGAUUCAAAGAUUAUAUCAGAAAGAAAGUUGGAUUCUUCAGAACAUUCAUUUUAAGAAAAAGAGCUCAUCAGAUGUCAAUUCGAGCAGGAUAAAGUGCAGCGAGGACUUAGAACUCAACAAAGAGAAUCCACCUCGUUCUCAGGUAGAUAUGAUUGAGAGCCCUAAAAAGGAAAUAUCUUCAUUUCAACAUCCAGUAAUGCUGAAGGAAAUAGAAAUUAUGAAGCCUUUCUGAAAUCUGAGGAAGAAUUUAUCUAGAACACCCGAGCAGAUUACCCCGCCUGAAGAAAGCUUACUCGGGCCAGAUUAUGAAGAGAUCAACUGAAGGCACACAAUAAAUUUGACUCUAAUAGAGUUUGAGAUUGUAAGCGAGCCUCCCUCUCAUCAUCUGAAGGCGAUAUGCAGGCCAUUCCAACUGGAAGAAAGAGGAGGUAGAAUCGAAGAGGAGAAAAAUCAGGAAGUUCUCUCAAAGGAGAGGUAUCCUUCCUUUCCAGACCUCCUAUCUAAUGAUUCUGAAAUAGAGAAGAAGCUUGACCUAGGAGAGGGCUUCGACAUCUAGAGACGGAUGCAACCGUAUAUUUAGCUAAUUAUCAAUAAUUGAUGCCAAUUGAA